UACGCACCCUGUCGGCUCUUAAGAGAGUCCAAGAGCUGCGGGGCCCGGAGAGGAGUGGCUGGAGCAGCCGGGUGAGCCUUCUGAAAAGUAGCUGAGUGAGCUGGUCAGCGGGAAAGAGUAUCCAUAUUUCCGUUUCUGUGUCCAGUAGUUUUGACUCAUCAUGGAUGAUCUAUCACCAGAAGAAAUUCAGCUUCGGGCUCACCAAGUUACUGAUGAGUCUCUGGAAAGCACAAGGAGAAUCCUGGGUUUAGCCAUUGAGUCUCAGGAUGCAGGAAUCAAGACCAUCACUAUGCUGGAUGAGCAAGGGGAACAACUAAAUCGCAUAGAAGAAGGCAUGGACCAAAUAAAUAAAGACAUGAGAGAGGCAGAGAAGACUUUAACAGAACUCAACAAGUGUUGUGGCCUCUGCGUCUGCCCUUGUAAUAGGACCAAGAAUUUUGAGUCUGGAAAGAACUAUAAGGCAACAUGGGGUGAUGGUGGAGACAGCUCACCUAGCAAUGUAGUAUCUAAGCAACCAAGCCGGAUAACAAACGGUCAGCCUCAGCAGACUACAGGAGCGGCCAGCGGUGGAUACAUUAAACGCAUAACCAAUGAUGCCAGAGAAGAUGAGAUGGAAGAGAACCUGACUCAAGUGGGCAGCAUCCUAGGGAACCUAAAGAACAUGGCUCUGGAUAUGGGCAAUGAAAUUGAUGCUCAAAACCAGCAAAUACAGAAGAUCACAGAAAAGGCUGACACCAACAAGAAUCGCAUUGACAUUGCCAAUACAAGAGCAAAGAAACUCAUUGACAGCUAAAACCCUGCUGUACUUCUUUACCUGUUAACUCAGUCUCGGGCUCCUGCUCAGUCUUUUCUUACUCAGUUUGAAAGACUGUGCGAGAAGGGCAGGGGAGGAUGCCUCCUCCUUCCUUCCUUUCUGUCUUUUGGGGUAGGUUCUUGCUCAGGCGUUCUUAGUCUUUCUCAAUUCACUCUUGUAGGCUGCUUUCUGUACAUCACUUAGUCUCUCCAUCUCGUCAUUUAGCUUUUGUGUUCAAGACUUGGAAGCAUUGCCAAAGAGCCAUGAGGGGAGGCAGCUGGAUAAGGAGCUUUUGCCAUUAUUGGUUGGUUGGCUUGGUUUUGGUUUUAUGGUAAAGAGCAAGAGGAAGGAAGAAGUAGUGAAGUGACUCAUUAAAGAAACUACAGGUCACAAAAAACCCUCAGUGCUUGGGGUAGGAGCUUUCACACGGGUUUUGUUCUACACCACUGUUUUCCAGCUUCUGCUCCAAAGAGAAUACAGUGAGUUUUCCAGAAGUGAGCUUCACUCCUAAACCCUUAGUGAUUUGUGUAUAAAUGUAGGCUCUUGGGUCCCGUUUCAUAUUGCACAUGUAGCAACACUAUAUAAACGAGUGCCUUUUAUUCUCAUACAGUAAGUCAUAGCAUGGCCCCAUUGCAGGCCUGUUAACUUCAUGGAGCUGUCAGUAGCCUUUAAAAGAUGUACAUAUAUAUAUGUGAAAUCGGAGACUUCCUCACUAAAGCAGGGUGUAUCAUGUGAAUUCAGAUUUACCUCGUAAGAAUUAUGUUUAGACAUGAAAAAGACUUGUUUUGAUCUCAGGUAGAAAAAUAGAUUGCUUUGAGUUUUGUAUAGUUUUAGACGUUUAAAAAGUUAUAAUCGGUUACUAAAAGUUGUUUGGAAAAUUAUGCCUUUGAUUAAUUAUUGAUGACCACACUGCCAUUCUCUCUGCCUUACACACAGAAUCAAGUUUGUGUAGACCCUGAAGUGUUAGGAAAGCUGAACUGGUAUUUGUCACCUUUGUUUAAAAAUCAGCAUGUACAAUUGCAAAGUAGAUCGGUUUGACCAGUAACCAUUGCUUGAUUCUUACAAUUAAAUUUUGUAAUUAAUGGUAUUGUUCUUCAAAUAGGUGAUGUUUCUAUGACUUAUUUGUGGGGGCAAUCAUUUUACCAGCUUUUGUUAACAUUAGAUAAAGCAAAUGUCCAUACGUCAUGCACGCCAAUAGAAAGUUGCAUUAGCUCUUCUCUACUUUUCACCAGAAGUGUGUACAGGACUUCCUACGGUUUGCUUUGAGUUCAUUCUAGACAUUACUUGUCUUAGUCGUUUGAACUUAAAUACACUACUGAGUAUUUCUGAGUGAGAAUUCAAGUCAUGUAUUGAAGAUGAGUCUAGCAUAGCAACAUUCAGAGGGUGAAGAGGACAGUGUGCAAAACAAAGCAGUGUUCCAUGCCAGAGUGAGGAGCUAUUGGGUACAGAUACCUAAUGUAUGAAGUAUGGCUGAGUGUAAAACACUGGACUGUGCUGUGCCCAAAAGUGCUUCCCUUAGUCAUUUAAAAACAACAUGGUGAUUUGUCCAAAGGAACGGUACCAAAAGGUAGUAUCCAAGGUAUUAUUUGGCUAGAAUAUGCACUAAAGCAACCCUUUGCUCUUGCUGGCUGGUGUGAACGCAUGCUUAUUUCUUGCCUUAAUUUCUAUACCUGUAAAUGGGAAUUAAUAAAUCCUGUUUUAUAAACUAA
Messenger RNA from Rattus rattus (black rat), 2502 nucleotides. It is a transcript of the gene Snap23, whose product is annotated as synaptosome associated protein 23. Gene Ontology annotation, cellular component: plasma membrane; synaptobrevin 2-SNAP-25-syntaxin-1a-complexin I complex. The record is from RefSeq and is a predicted model, not a curated record. Gene Ontology annotation, molecular function: syntaxin-1 binding; SNAP receptor activity. The coding region runs from base 161 to 793 and encodes 210 amino acids. The transcript is spliced from 8 exons. Gene Ontology annotation, biological process: synaptic vesicle fusion to presynaptic active zone membrane; synaptic vesicle priming; exocytosis. Lineage: Eukaryota; Metazoa; Chordata; Mammalia; Rodentia; Muridae.